Molecule: messenger RNA, 3256 nt
Organism: Heterocephalus glaber (naked mole-rat)
Lineage: Eukaryota; Metazoa; Chordata; Mammalia; Rodentia; Bathyergidae
Source: RefSeq, a predicted model, not a curated record
AUGGGGGCAGAAGUCAGAGCAACUAGCUGCAAUGCUGUCAGCGUGAAAAACAAAGAGAGUGUGUCCACCGACCUGGCUUUUAGGAUAUGUGAGAAGAUGAUAAUCCUUCCUGACUACCACUGGCUGUUACUUGGUUUUGUUCCUCUUUUACUGUUAGCCAGACCCAGCUUUGUAAUACAGCCCCAGGACACAGAGGUUUUAAUCAGCACCAGCACAACUCUGGGAUGCAUAGCCACAGGCCACCCCCACCCUCGCAUUACCUGGACCAGGAUCAGUGGAGAGGCCCUGGACGGAUCCAGGCAGGUGGUGAUUUCCGGUGGACUUUAUAUACAGAACAUCACCCUGGAGGAUCGUGGUGGAUUUACCUGUCAUGCCGGCAAUAGCCACGGCUCUGUUCAAGCCACAGCAAACAUAAUUGUACAAGCUCCACCAUGGUUUACUGUAAGCCCCAGGGAUCAAACAGUCCUCGAGGAACAAGCUGUGGAAUUUCUUGGUGAAGCUGAAGGCCACCCACCUCCAGCAAUUGUCUGGACAAAAGCAGGUAUCAACACAUUGACAAGUGAUGGCCUGCAUACAAUUCUGUCCUCUGGCACUUUGAGAAUUGAGUGUGCUGCACAGCACCCUCAAGGCCAAUACGAAUGUCAAGCAGUUAGCCCCUUAGGGGUGAAAAAAGUCUCUGUCCAUCUGAUUGUGAAACCCAAAGCUCUGCCAGUGUUCAGUCAGCUUCCACAGGACAGCCGCACUGUGGCUGCUGGAAAGCAUGUAAACUUCUCCUGUCAUGCUCGAGGGGAGCCACAGCCCAUAACCACAUGGAAGAAGGCAGGUGUCCAGAUCACCAAGAGUGGUAAAUUCCACACUGACAGUGGAGGCAUGCUAACCAUUUAUGAUGCAGGGCAAGCUGACCAAGGAAGAUAUGAACGUGUGGCUCAGAAUUCAUUUGGUCUUGUUGUGGCCAAUAUGUUUCUUACAGUCACUGCUAUAGAGGGUAGACCAGCUGGUGAUGACUUUGUUGAAUCAUCAAUUCUUGAUGCUGUACAGAGGGUUGACUUUGCAAGUCACUCCUCAUGAAGACAUUUGUUUUCACAAAAACCUCAUACUCCUAGUGAUCUGCUGCCUCAAUUUCAUUACCUGAGUGACUCAUUUCCCGGGGUCACAGCAAGAGCAGGGGACAUUUUUGAGCCCAUGCUGUAACUGAUCCCGCAGCGCGUGAAGCAGGGGCUCACUGGUGACCUGCAAGGCAGAGAAUUCCGCCCCAAUGACCUGGUGUCUCCGCACCACCUCAGCAUCAUCGCCAAUCUAUCCGGGUGCACAGCACACAGGCCUGGGCCCAACUGCUCCGAUCUGUGCUUCCACCAGAGGUACCGGGCCCACGACGGAACCUGCAACAACCUGCAGCGGCCGAUUUGGGGCGCGUCCCUGAAGGCCUUCGUGCGCCUGUUGCCGGCGGCCUAGGAGAACGGCCUGGACUCGCCACGAGGGCCUGGGUGCCACCCCUUGGGCCGCCGCCCUCCGCUCCCGCCGCCCCGGCUGGUGUCCACCGAGCUGGCGGGCACGGCGGCAGUCACCCCUGACCCCGGGUACACGCACAUGUUCAUGCAGUGGGGCCAGUUUUUAGACCACGACCUGGCCCACGCGGUGUCGACGCUGAGCCCCUCCAGCUUCUCAGACGGGCAGCCGUGCAGCUCGGCCCGCAGGAGCAACCCUCCUCGCUUCCCCACUGCCAUCCCGCACGGCGACCCCCAGGGCGCCCACGCACGCUGCGUGUCCUUUGUACGCUCCAGUCCCGUGUGAGGCAGCGGCACCACAUCCUUGAGGACGAAUUCAGUCUGCGCCCGGAAGCGGAUCAACCAGCCCACAGCUUACAUCGAUGCCUCCAACGUGUAUGGGAGCUCAGAGCAGCAGCCCCGGGUUCGCAGAGACCGCAAGGCGCCCGGCGCACUGCUGAAGACUGGCUUGCUUUGGCCGUCUCCUGGAAAGAGCCUGCUGCCCUCCUCUGUGGGUCCCCACCCUGGGCACGGGGCAGGGGCCAGACAGCCGCAGCCCGUUUUCUGUUUCCUGGCCGGGGACCACAGGGCCAGCCAGCAGCCGGCUCUGACCGCCGUGCACACCUCGUGGUUCCGCGAGCACAGCAGGGUGGCUGCAGGGCUGCGGUCGGUCCUGAACCCCCGCUGGGACGGAGACACACUUUACCGGGAGGCCAGGAAGCCGGCCGUGGGCGCUGAGCAGCAGCACAUCACCUACAGCCUCUGGCUGCCCAAGAUCCUGGGGGACCCUGGCCUGAAGUUGCUGGGGAAAUACCGGGGCUACGACCCCAACGCGAACGCUGGCAUCAUCGACUCCUUUGCCACGGCAGCCUUUCGGUUUGGCCACACGUUAACCAAGCCCGUUCUUUACCGACUGAGACUGAAUGACACCUUUGGUGAAAUCCCCGAAGGCCACCUCCCGCUCCACAAAGCUUUCUUUUCACCUUCCAGAAUAAUCAAGGAGGGUGGGAUCGAUCCGCUCUUGCGGGGCCUCUUUGGAGUGGCUGCUAAAUAGCAGGUGCCUUCCUAGCUUGUCAGCCUUGAGCUGGCGGAGAAUUUGUUCUCCACCGGCCAAGCGGUGGGCCUGGAUAUAGCUGCUACGGACAUUCAAAGGGGUCGAGACCACGGGAUCCCACCGUAUGUUGACUUCAGAGUGUUCUGUAAUCUAAGUUCUGUCGAGAGCUUUGAGGAUCUUCAAAAUGAAAUUAAAGAUUUAGGAAUUAGACAAAAACUGAAAAAACUGCAGGAGUAGAGGACAGCCCCAAACAUCCACACCAGAAUCUCAAAAGAGAAGUUCUGCUCCAUACAGCUCUCCUGGCAAGAAAGAUAUGGACUUAAAUGAUUCCAUUAGUGGGCAAGAAAAUAACUUGGAUAUGAAAGAAGAUGCUAGAAAUGUGACGCUUUUGGCAAAAACAAAGUUCACUCAAGAUUUCAGCAAUUUUGCAGUGGAAGUUCAAAAAACUAUCACAGCCCUCAGAGAACAGCUGAAGAAUGAAGACAUUGCUUUUUUUCCUUUCUGUCGUGAUUAUUAAAGUCAGCUGAUGGACACCAUACAUAACCACAGCAUCUCCUUCCUGUCACCUCCCAGGAUGCUACUUCUCUCUGGAGUGGCAGUGAGCUCUUUCACAUCAUUUGUCCAGGCUCUUCCCACACCCUGCCCCAGAAACAUUCACUAUGAUGUGACACAUACUCAGCAUUCUACAAUGUGACAUUUCCAAAAUGUUAACUUCUAU